This is a messenger RNA of Gigantopelta aegis, 1083 nucleotides long. RefSeq lists its product as uncharacterized. The coding region runs from base 141 to 413 and encodes 90 amino acids. The record is from RefSeq and is a predicted model, not a curated record. The transcript is spliced from 3 exons. Lineage: Eukaryota; Metazoa; Mollusca; Gastropoda; Neomphalida; Peltospiridae.
CGACACGAGAGAGACUAUAGCAGUAUUACGGGACAACGCUCUGUUGACGGGAGACAGCUGGAAUAUAUCAUUUUAUACUGGGGAGUAUCACUUUACGAAGCCCUCGUUUGAAACCGUACUUAUCAGCGAACCUGGACAAGAUGGCCGCGAAUAAAGCUCUGUGUGGACUGGUUGCCUUCAUGCUGGCCGGUAUGGUCAUCUCGACGCCUGUACAUCCGGGUAUCAGUCUGACGGACAUGAGCGCAGACAACGCCUGUCUGUUCGUCUGUAACAUCUGCUUUGAUGGACACUUUGACCUCAUGAUGACCUGCGCCAACAAAAUCUGCAGACCCGGAAUGAACGGCCUGGGAUUCAUCUGGGUGGGACACCACUGCAAGAACUACAACCUCAUGGAGAAAUAUAUGACGAAAUGACUAGUUUUCAAAGAACAUAACACUGUGUACAAUUACAUACAUCCCAUCAGAAACCAUUUCAAAGCUCUGUUCAGUCACUUUUCAAAACUCGGCAGCAUUUUUAACAUAGACGGCAAAAGUUCGUAAACACUAAUAUUGCAGGCGAUUCAACGAAACGAAAAUAAAUAAAUAAAUAAAUACCACUUUUGAAUAUUUUUAGUUCUUUUGUAACGUAGAACCACACAUUACACUACACACCUGCGAAAAUUUAUUUAACUUUUUUGUUACAUUUGAAAACAAAAACGCAUAUGGGCAAGAAAUGUAUUUUGGUGUUAUCUAUGGAUUUCAGCAGACAGUUUAUUUCCUUUUUUCUAGGAACCAUGUAACAAUACGAUGUAUUGAAAUUAACACCAUUAUUUUGAAACGUAACACGCAGGUGUACAAAAUAAAGAUGGGUGCUUCGUAAUCUUGUGGACUGUUGUUAUAAAGAGACACACCAUUCUGUCUCAAAUCACGUGUAAUGAAGAAUUCAGAAAACGUCGACCUGAAACAUGAUACAAGUAUGUGUCACAUCGGGUGUCUCCUUAAGCAUUGUUCCAGAAUAUCCAUUUUUAGAAACAAAAGACAAUAAACAUCCAGUUUUGUAGUAACAUAACAUGACACUUUGUUAAUAAAAUAUUUCCAAAAAAUA